Molecule: messenger RNA, 1431 nt
Organism: Rosa chinensis
Lineage: Eukaryota; Viridiplantae; Streptophyta; Magnoliopsida; Rosales; Rosaceae
Product: sugar transporter ERD6-like 5
Exons: 18
Biological process (GO): carbohydrate transport; transmembrane transport
Cellular component (GO): membrane
Molecular function (GO): sugar transmembrane transporter activity
Source: RefSeq, a predicted model, not a curated record
AUGGAAGAAGGGCAACUAACUCUAUCAGGGUCAAAGGCCAACAUCAAUGGAGCUUCAGGUGAUUGCGGUGACGUCAUAAACCCAAGCGGGUCCUCCUCCUCAGCCACCCUUGUUGUGGUUCUAAGCACAUUGGUGGCUCUCUCUGGUUCCUUCGGCUAUGGCUGUGCUAUAAGUUAUUCAUCCUCUACUAAAUCAGGAAUUCUGGAAGCCUUGGACCUUACUGUUGCAGCAUACUUAGUUUUUGGUUCAACAAUGACGAUUGGAGGAAUAAUUGGUGCACUAGUAAAUGGGAAGAUAACCGAUCUCAUUGGUCGUAGAGGCACAAUGUGGCUGUCUGAAACAUUCAAUGCUGCAGGAUGGCUUACCAUAGCAUUUGCACAGAAUGCUUGGUGGCUUGAUUUAGGACUGUUGUCAGUGGGAUUCGGUAUUGGUCUAAUUUGCCACGUGGUACCUGUAUACAUAGCAGAAAUAACACCCAAGGAUCUUAGAGGAAGAUUUACUUCAGCUACUUAGUUGAUGAUUCGUUGCGGCGUAGCAUUUGUGUUUUUCCUUGGAAAUGUCAUAACCUGGCGGACCUUGGCGGUUAUCAGUGCUAUUCCAUCUCUUGUACACAUUAUAGGCCGAUUUUUUAUUCCAGAGUCUCCAAGGUGGCUGGCCAAAAUUGGUAGGCACAAGGACUUUGAAGCAGCUCUUCGGCGUCUGAGAGGAAAGCAUGCCGACAUAUCUCAAGAAGCAGCUGAAAUCAUGGAUUAUACAGAAAUGUUUCAGCACCACUCGGAAAAAGUCCUAGACUUGUUCCAAAAGAGAUAUGCUUACUCACUCAUAGUUGGAGUUGGGCUCAUGUCACUGGAACAACUUGGGGGUUCCUAUGCAAUAACAUUUUACGCAAGUUCUAUAUUUGUAGAUGCAGGUUUUCCAAGUGACAUUGGAACUAUAUCAUCGUCUCUCAUUGAGAUACCUGGUGUUGCACUGAGUGUGCUCUUAACAGACAAAGCUGGAAGACGACCACUUCUAAUGGUUUCUGCAGGCGGAUUGUGCCUGUGUAACUUCCUUGUGGGCUUGGCAUUCUGCUUUCAGCAGGACCUCAACUUGUGGAAGGAGGUCACUCCCAUUUUGGUGUACAUUAGCUUGUUGGCUCAAUGUGUAUCAAACACAACAGGGAUGUCAGGAUUACCCUGGGUUAUUAUAUCAGAGAUAUACCCCAUAAACGUUAAAGGUUCAGCUGGAAGCCUCUCGAGUUUGGUAAAAUGGUCUUGUGCUUGGAUAGUAACAUACACCUUCAAUUUCAUGAUGGACUGGAGCUCGGCAGGAACAUUCUUCAUCUUCUCAGCCAUUUGCGGCAUAACACUUCUGUUUGUAGCAAAGCUGGUGCCGGAGACUAAGGGGCGAACCCUAGAGGAAAUACAAGCAUCAAUUGCCCAUUUCCACUGA